CGCAACUCACACAUUCGAUAGCGUUCCAAGCAGCACUAACAGGCUAGACACUGAUAUCUCACCACCUAAAGAUACAAUGUGCAAUGCACCUGGGUUUUUUCAUCGGCUGACAUUUUUAUGGCUGAUCUUUUUCAGGAAACAGCCGAAUUGGUGAGCGAUGUGCUCAAUGUGGAAGUUUUUCGCGGUGUCAUCGCGAAUCAGUCCCUAGUUGGCACCUACUGCGUGCUAACCAACCAGGGUGGCCUCGUGCAUCCCAGGACCACGGUCGACGAACUUGAUCAGCUUAGCAGUCUUCUUCAACUCCCUCUUACAGCUGGCACUGUUAACAGAGGCAGCCCAAUGGUCGCCGCUGGGCUCGUUGUUAACGACUGGACGGCGUUUUGUGGAAUGGAGACUACGAGUACAGAGAUCCAGGUUGUCGAGUCGAUUUUCAAACUAGAAGGAGAAAUCGGUGCUACACCAGCCUCCGCAAUGCAUGAUGCCUUGAUCGAAAGAACGAAAAAUCCCCAGUUGAAUGAAUCACGUGUUACCCAUCGGGUCACUGAACUUUUCUGUGGUGCGUCACACUAUGCUUCGUGGCAAUUUUUUUACAACCCGAUGAUUGUCAUGACUUCCCCCAGUACUUUCAGGAUGACAACACAGGUGUUUGUGGGUAUUGGACCGUUUCAUCGUCCAAUCUUGAGUGUAUGCUCGACCGUGUUUCUGCCGUUUAUCCCAUUACACACUUUCACGACCAAACACGGGACACUUCUGCCUUGGACUGCAAUUUCGAAACAGUGGAUUGUUGAAGCCCAGAAGGUGUUUUAUGCACCGCACUAA
Opisthorchis viverrini is the source of this 819-nucleotide messenger RNA. RefSeq lists its product as hypothetical. Gene Ontology annotation, cellular component: nucleolus; cytosol; preribosome, large subunit precursor. Gene Ontology annotation, molecular function: ribosomal large subunit binding. The record is from RefSeq and is a predicted model, not a curated record. Bases 118 to 819 code for a protein of 233 amino acids. The transcript has 3 exons. Gene Ontology annotation, biological process: maturation of LSU-rRNA; assembly of large subunit precursor of preribosome; maturation of 5.8S rRNA. Lineage: Eukaryota; Metazoa; Platyhelminthes; Trematoda; Opisthorchiida; Opisthorchiidae.